AUGGACGAAGAGCGCCUCGUGCUGCUGGGGCUGGUCCAGAAGCGCCAGAGCGUGGACAACAGCUCGCCCUACGUGUCGAAAGCAGGCGGUACGCCGGCGUAUUACUCGACGCAGCCGCCGUCAGCAGCGGCGAACUUGACGUGUUCGAACUGUGGCAAAGGACUGUUCUUAGUCGCCCAAGUGUAUGCUCCAGUCGAGACGGACCGGACGCUGUACGUCUUUGGGUGCAACUCGGUGUCGUGUACCCAAGUGCGGGGCAGCUGGCGAGUGCUGCGCGAUCAGGUUGAGCCAGUGGAGGCGACUGCUGCUCGAGCGGAAGUGGACCAAGUGACCGAGCAGAUUGACAAAGUGACGCUCGCUUGGGGGGCAGGCAGUGACGGUAGCGACUGGAGUGACGACAAUGACGACGACGACCAUAGCCACAGAGCAGAUGAUGAUCUUGUCGUGGACCUCGAGGCGCUGCUGCAACAGCGUGACGAGGCUAUUCAAACGAGCGCAGUAACGACUAGACCGACUGUAUCGUCGCAGAAGACAGUACAGCAGCAGCAACAGCAGCAGAAGGAGACUGCUACAAGCAAUGGUGGGAACGCGUUCCCAGCUCUGUUGAUCGAAGUGGUCGACGAACCGUACGAAGCUGUUACGGCUGAGCACGACUUUGCGCACGAGAAGGAGUUGCUGGAGCAGUACAUGAAAGCCGAGGAGGAGGACAAGCCCAGCGAAGUUCGAGACUUGCGCAACGUGAUGAUGAAUGCACAGAAGAAGAAGAGCGGCGCCGCGCAGUCGACCGGUGCAGCACAGUCAACGGGCGAGUCGUAUGAAAAGACACCAGCGGAACAGCGGCAUUUGCUGCGCUUCCAACAGCGAAUCCGCCGCUGUCCAUUGCAGUGUCUUCGCUAUGAUUACGGCGGCGAACCGCUGUGGCCAGUGGUGAAGCCACAAGGUCUGGAGGUCCCGCAUUGUCCUGGUUGUGGACGCGAGCGCUUGUUCGAAAUGCAGUUGACGCCGACCAUUAAUUAUUUUCUGCAGGUCGAUAAGUACGCAGUCGAAGUCGGCCCCGCGUCUCUGCAGCAGCAAGCGCGUCCGACGGUGCACGGAACGACGGCCAGUGGUUCCACAGCAGUCGUGCCACCGGGUGGUAUGGAUUGGCUCAGUCUCCUUGUCUACAGCUGCGCUGCGAGCUGCUCGCACAGUCACGAGGAGUUCAUCUACGUCGUGCCGUCUCCGACGUGUUAA
This is a messenger RNA of Hyaloperonospora brassicae, 1233 nucleotides long. The record is from the annotation of a GenBank genome assembly. Lineage: Eukaryota; Oomycota; Peronosporomycetes; Peronosporales; Peronosporaceae.